CUCCCACACCACUCUCUCUCUCCUCUUUCUCUCUCUACCAUCUCUCCAAAUCUCACUUGUUUCAAUUUCACAGACGCCAACAAAAUCUUACUUUUUUUUUAGGUUAUCCGUUUGGAACUGUACAAUUAUCCUUGGCUUUUUCUCUGCUUUCAUGAUUGAUGGUUCUAGUUUCGCGGCGUGUUUUAUUUUUUUUAAUUGGAGAAAAGCUUGAGCAGUAAGUAGUUCGGCGAUGUUUGGGCUAGAAUUGAAGCAGUACCGGUUGAAUUUGCGUUUGCUUGGAUUUGAACUCUCCAUUUUUCACUGGUUUCCUAGCUAUGUUUGAUUGGAACGACGAAGAGCUAACCAACAUCGUAUGGGGUGAGGCUCGAGAAAGUGAUGAUCACAUUGUUCCAUAUCCUGGUCAAAUUGAGGAGAAGCCUGCAGUUUUAUUUGGCGAUCCCUCUAAGAAAGAAAUAAAUCAGCAAACUACAAACAUUAGCUCUGUUGAACAGAAGAAACCUACCGUUAAAUCUGAAUAUGCAGUUGAACUAGAUAGCAGUCCCAAGUAUGACACUUGUGAGCCUGUAACAGGAGUUGGUCCCCAUUCUGAGACAUCUUCAUCAAAUGCUGCAAAAGCUGAUCCGGAGUCUAUAGAUGUUGCUGCGUCAAGCAACAUAGCAAAUAGUUCAAAAAAUGUCUCUUUAAGAGAUGAGACAUCUCAAUUCGCUAAGGAAUCUGAUAUAUUUGAAAACACCCCAGAAGAUGGAGAACAUAGUGAUUUUGUUGAUUAUAGCUGGGCAAAUAUUGGAAGCUUUGACGAUUUGGACAGGAUUUUUAGCAACAACGACCCGAUAUUUGGAGAUUCCAGUGCUGGAAAUGUUGACGAGCUAUGGCCAUCUUCGAAAGAUGUAACUAGCAGCCCUCUUGGACCUGAUCCUUUGUGUGGCGAUUCUUUCGAUUUGCAACUGGGAGCAUUAAGAACCUCAAUUGAUGAAUCUGAGAUUAAGGAUCAACACAUGCUGGAUCCCAGCCAAUCAUUUAUUUCUGGCUAUGAAAAGCUGAACGUGAUUGCAUCUCAAGCUCCAGAGGAUGUACAGGCAAGCUUAGAUACUAAUGAAUAUUCUGGAGGUAAAAGUAACCUAUUAGUGAAAGAAAAGUUUAAAGACCAGAGGCAAAAGAGAUUACUGAAGGGUCAGAUGUUAGGCAAAAAGAGCCCCUCGCAACAAGUUAACAGCCACUGUACACCAAAAAUUAUCAACCCGUGUCCACCUUUGGUGCUGACUCAGCAAAUGCCAUAUCGGAGGCCCGAGCCUUUUCAACAAAACCACCGUCUUUCUGGUGUACCUUUGGCUUCUCCUAUGUACGGGAAUAUGGUGAAUCACUAUUCCGGCUACAAAGUUUCCUCUGCCAAUGCAAUUUCUUUGAAACAUCCGGCAAAUGCUCCAACAAUGACGCCAAGAGAAAAAAUCGAAAAGCUGAGGAGGAGGCAGCAAAUGAGAGCGAUACUUGCAAUUCAGAAACAACAGCAGCAGUUUGGUAAUCAUGUGUCCGUUCCAGAAUGUUCCGGAAUGGAAGCGGUGGAAAUGGAAAUUGAUGAAAAUCGUAAUAGUUUUCCUUCCGUUGAACCAAACACGCCUGUAGAGCAGUAUGAUUCCAAUGCAAACGGCAUGGCCUUUGAUAAUUGCUCUGUGGAGGAAUCAGUAAUUCAUCGGCUUCAAGAUACCAUUUCCAAAUUGGACAUUCGAAUAAGACUUUGCAUCCGCGAUAGUUUGUUCCGACUAGCUCAAAGUGCUAUGCAGAGGCAAUAUCCUAAUAAUGCAAGCAGUGCCCGAAUAAGCGGCAGGGAUGAAGUUGGCCGUGAGAGGUUUAAUAGAAUGGCUGAUGUAGAGACAGAUACGAACCCAAUAGAUCGGACGGUGGCGCAUUUGCUCUUCCACAGGCCUAUCGAACUUUCCGGAAGACCUGCUGAAGCACCUCAGUCACCCGUGUCUGCGGCCGAAACCUCUAAAAUGAAGUAGAAACUAUGGUUGUGAAUGUUGAGUUAGUUCCUACUUGUGUUUAUUCCCAGUUGUAUAAUUGUAUGUGUGUGUGUCUUUUUAGUUUUGUAUGUCGGUGUUGGAAAAUUUGAAAUGGUGAAGCUGCUAAAACUUCAACCGCAUAAAUAAAUCCUAGCUUCGGUAUUUGUCAUUCCUA
Molecule: messenger RNA, 2172 nt
Organism: Erythranthe guttata (spotted monkey flower)
Lineage: Eukaryota; Viridiplantae; Streptophyta; Magnoliopsida; Lamiales; Phrymaceae
Product: agglutinin-like protein
Biological process (GO): circadian rhythm; regulation of DNA-templated transcription
Source: RefSeq, a predicted model, not a curated record